Scomber japonicus (chub mackerel) is the source of this 3612-nucleotide messenger RNA. It is a transcript of the gene grin3bb, whose product is annotated as glutamate receptor, ionotropic, N-methyl-D-aspartate 3Bb. Gene Ontology annotation, molecular function: transmitter-gated monoatomic ion channel activity involved in regulation of postsynaptic membrane potential; NMDA glutamate receptor activity. Gene Ontology annotation, cellular component: postsynaptic membrane; plasma membrane. Gene Ontology annotation, biological process: synaptic transmission, glutamatergic; ionotropic glutamate receptor signaling pathway; modulation of chemical synaptic transmission. NCBI's taxonomy places the organism in Eukaryota, Metazoa, Chordata, Actinopteri, Scombriformes, Scombridae. The record is from RefSeq and is a predicted model, not a curated record.
AUGACUUUCACCUCCUCCUCCUCCUCCUCGUCCCGGACACCUGGAGCCUUCCUCCUCCUGCAGCUCCUCCUCGUGCAGCCGUGCCUCCUCCACCCGCAGCCGUGCCACCUCCUGGCUCAGAUCGGACACUCGGUGCGCGUGGGUGCGCUCCUCCCGGCGCAGCGGACGGCUCGCGUGCAGGUCCAGGCUGCGCUGAGUCGCGCGGCGGCGGCGCUGCACGAGGACAACUUCCUGCCCUACAACCUGAGUCUGGAGCUCGUGCCCCGGCAGCCGGCCGCCGCGGACCCAGAGUCUCUGUUCCGGUGCGCGUGUGAGGGCGUGGUGGUGCAGGGAGUCACCGCCGUGCUCGCCUUCCCGCAGAGUCGCGAGGAGCUGCUGCACGUGGACUUCAUGUCCUCGUUCCUGGAGAUCCCGUUCAUCAGCGUCAUGGAGCACGAGGAGCCGCUGGACACACAGAACCGGUUCCACCUGCAGAUGGUGACGGGGGUUCCAGAGUCGGCUCUGUCUGAGCUGCUGCUGACGGUGUUGCGGCGGUCCGGCUGGCGCGAGGCGACGGCGGUUCUGUGUGAAGGCUGGGAGGAAGCGCAGGGUCUGCUGCAGCUGCUGGACGGCCGCAGCGGUGCAUCAUGGGACGGCGGCGGCGGCGUCACCUGGCGUCUGCGCGCUCUGCUCAACCUGACGCAGUCGGCACACGACGACACUCAGAUCCACGACUUCCUGUCCCGACACUUCCGGGCGGCCCAGGCGCCGCCGGCCUCGGUGCUGCUGUUCGGAGCCGACCCGCAGUGCGCGGCGGCGGUGCUGCGGAGCGCCCAGGACCUGGGCCUCACGUUACCCAUGAUGCACUGGGUGCUGGGCCAGCCGCUCAGCCCCGACGCGCUGCACGCCAUCGGCCUGCCGCUCGGCCUGCUGGCCUACGGAGAGGUGGGACGCAAACCGCUCGACUUCUACAUCAGAGACGCCCUGCAGCUGGUCGCCAGGGCCGUCGCCGCGGCAACCGUGGUGAGACCGGACCUGGCUCUGAUCCAGAAUAUGGUGAACUGCUACGAUAAACCCAACAAGCACGAGCUGCCGUCAUCAGGACAGUACCUGUCCAGGUUCCUGUCCAACACGUCCUUCUCUGGUCUGACCGGUCCGGUUCGUGUCCAUCAGAACCGUUCUCGUGUCGUCACCUCUCAGCGUUUCCACAUCUGGAGUCUCCGCCGGGACGCUCUGGGUCAGCCCACCUGGGUGACGGUGGGCAGCUGGGAGGGGGGGCAGCUGCACGUGGAGGACCAGGGUGUGUGGCAGGGCCCCCGUCCCCGCUACAGGACGGAGGGGACGGGCGGGAGGCGCGGGGGGCGCUGGAGGGCGGGCAUGCCGGCGGCGGGGAGCCGGGUGCGCGUGGUGACGCUGGUGGAGCAUCCCUUCGUCUUCACCCGGGACGCCGACGACGAGGGGACGUGUCCCGCCGGGCAGUUCUGUCUGGACGCGGAGACCAACAGCUCAGACACUCUGGAGCGGCUCUUCCGCGAGGUGGCGGCCGGGAACGGCAGCUUCCUGCCCGCCGAGUACAGCAAGUGUUGCUACGGUUACUGCAUCGACCUGCUGGAGAAGCUGGCGGAGGACAUGGGCUUCGAGUUCGACCUGUACAUCGUCGGGGACGGGAAGUACGGCGCCUGGAAGGGGGGCCGCUGGACGGGGCUGGUGGGAGACCUGCUGCAGGGCCUCGCGGACAUGGCCGUCACGUCCUUCAGCAUCAACUCCGCUCGCAGCCGCGUCAUCGACUUCACCUCGCCGUUCUUCUCCACCAGUCUGGGCAUCCUGGUGCGCAGCAAGGACACGGCGGCUCCCAUCGGCGCCUUCAUGUGGCCGCUGCACUGGUCCAUGUGGGUCGGCAUCUUCGUGGCGCUGCACAUCACGGCGCUCUUCCUCACGCUGUACGAGUGGAAGAGUCCGUUCGGGAUGACGCCUCACGGACGGAACCGCGUGCGCGUGUUCUCGUACUCGUCGGCGCUGAACCUCUGCUACGCCAUCCUGUUCGGACGCACCGUUUCCUCCAAGACGCCCAAAUGCUGGACGGGUCGCUUCCUGAUGAACCUGUGGGCCAUCUUCUGCCUGCUGGUGCUGUCCAGCUACACCGCCAACCUCGCCGCCGUCAUGGUGGGAGAGAAGACCUUCGAGGAAGUGACGGGGAUCCACGACGCAAAGCUGCAUCACCCCUCUCAGGGUUUCCGGUUCGGGACGGUUCGUGAGAGCAGCGCCGAGGAUUACAUGAAGAAGAGUUUUCCAGAGAUGCACGAAUACAUGCGACGCUUCAACGAACCGACGACGCCUGAAGGGGUCGCGACCCUCAAGACAGAUCCUCCUCAGCUCGAUGCCUUCAUCAUGGAUAAAGCUCUGCUCGACUACGAAGUUUCCAUCGACGCCGACUGUAAACUGGCGACUGUUGGGAAACCGUUCGCCAUCGAAGGUUACGGCAUCGGCCUCCCCCAGAACUCCCCGCUGAGCUCCAACAUCUCAGAGUUCAUCAGCAGGUAUAAGUCGGAGGGCUACAUGGACCUGCUGCACGAUAAAUGGUACAAAGUGGUUCCAUGUGGGAACCGAGUGUUCGCCGUCACCGAGACUCUUCAGAUGGGUAUCAGUCACUUCUCGGGCCUCUUCGUGCUGCUGUGUGUAGGAGUAGGAGGAGCUCUGCUGACUCUGGCAGGCGAACACGGUUUCUACAGACUCGUCUUACCUCACAUCCGCCGCCGGCAGAACCUCAAGUACUGGCUGCACACCUCACAGAAAAUCCACCGAGCUCUGAACAUGACGUACGAGGACGUGAAGAAGCAGCGCGCCGAGAAAGAGAAAAGCUGUAACCUGCAGAAGGCUCCGCCCCCCUCGGGCCCCCCCGCCCCGCCGCCCCCCGGAGCUUCGGCCAAGUGGAACAACGAGAUCAGCAAGGACGAAGCUGCAGCCGCCGCCGCCGCCGCAGACAACCGGGACUUCAAACGGGUCCACUUCAACCUGGAGACUCUGAACACUCGCCGCCUGCUGGCACGCAUGGCCUCCGACAGCAAGGCGGGGGGGGCCAAAGGGGAUGGGGGGGCCAAGGGGGAGGGGGAGGGGGAGGGGCCGGCCCGACCGAAGGCAGCGCCGGCCAGCAGACAGUGUGAGAACGGAGGACCGGCGGCUUCAUUGGCCAGUCUGGUUCUGUCUCUCCCCUCCUCUUCCUCCUCUUCCUCCUCCACCCGCCUCAACUCCUCCUCCGCCCCCCCUGCGGCCCCCUCAGCCCCCCCCGCCCCCAUUGCCCCCCCGCAGCCCGGCGAGCUGCAGGAGCUUCAGGAGCAGAUCGAGCAGAUGAGAGAGAAGCUGAAGACGGCUCUGGCCAGAAGAGCCGAGAUCCAGACGUCUCUGACCAAACCCGUCGCCACGGUGACGGCGAACAAUCCCACCGCUGUCGUCACGACGACGACGACAUCAGUGACAAUUACAACGACGUCGACGUCGGUAGCCCCGCCAACCGUCACCACGGUAACGGCCCUCCCCGCCAACACAAAGUGCGUGACGACCAUGACGGACCCGCCGCACAAGGUGCUGUCCAAAGUGCGGCCCCUCCCCCGCAGACUGACCAAUGAGAGGAGGUGA